GGUCAUUCAUAAGCACAGUACACGCCACUCUAAAUAAAUAGAUCACCAACCUUUUUACGUUUUUGUUUAACGACUAGUAAAUUAAUUCGAAAAUGAAAACCUGUGCAGCCUGCAAUGUGCAGUUUCAUGAUGGCGUUCAAUGCGGUAGUUGCAAGAAACACCUGGACUUUGGGUGUGCAAACAUUUCUGAAUCUGGGUGGAGGAAAGUGGGUUCUGCUAGAAUGGCCCAAUGGAAAUGUCCCAUGUGCAGAAGCUCAUCGCCAGCUGUAUCCACCCCUGAACCUACAUCUCUGGAUACCAUACUCGGUGAGAUACGUGAUAUGAAACGCCAGUUGCUUAACUUACCAGCACUGGUAGACGACAUCCGAGCCAUAAGGGAUGAGUUGGCGGGACUCAAAAUAUCCUGUGAACGCACUGGUGGGAGACUGGAUGAAUUUGAAACAAGACUCACGGAAGUGGAAGAAAAGGUUUCAAAAUUCGAUAAUCUCCAUGAAACAGUAAACCGUUUGCAAACGGAUUUGUCGAGCACCAAGUUUCUACAGUCAAGCAACGAACAACGUUCCAGAUUGAACAACGUUGAGAUUAAGGGGGUUCCAGUAAAGAAGGAUGAAAAUCUAUUUUCUAUCUUCGAAGCAAUAGGAGAAAGGAUUAACUACAACUGUCCAAAAUCCCAGGUGAAUUACAUCUCAAGAGUUCCGAUAUUUAAUUCAAACGAAAAGUUAAUUAUUAUAAGCUUUUUAAAUCGAUACGUGAAAGAGGAUUUUGUUGCGGCGGCGCGUGCCAAUAAGGAUCUAUCCACUUCGGAUAUUGGCUUUCAAGGUUCAUCUCAGCGUGUGUAUGUCAAUGAUCACCUUAGCAUUGAAUACAAGAAACUCCUAAGUAAGGUUAAAUCAACUGCCAAGGACAAACAGUAUGAGUAUGUAUGGGUGAAGCAUAGUAAAAUACACGUACUUAAAAAUAAAUACUCUAAAGUAAUUAUUAUAAGGAAGGACUCGGAUUUAAACAAACUUAUCUAAUAUGCUUCUUAAAUUUAACCUUUCUAUUUUGUUAUUAUACGUCGCUUCAAUUUUCUCAAUUUACUAAUAACGUAUUCACCAUACUAAAAAGUUACAAACUGUUUAAAACCUCUGCCGCACUGGUACCUAUACACUCGAAUCCUCGUAAUGAUUUAUGUUCAACUACCUGUGAUCGGUAUCGCGCUGUUUACUUUAAAGCUGCACGGCACCACUAUCUGUUUUAUUCUUUCGCACUUGCAUGCACCGCGCGCUGUUGCUUGCCUUUUUGCACAAAUAUUAAUUAUUUUAUAACAUCGACCAACUAUUGCCCUCACACAAAUUUUACUAACUUUAUUAAGAACUACCUUCAUAACACAUAUUAUGUAUUUAUAUUAUACCUUAAAUUGCAAUAUUUUUUAAUGGAACAAUCUAUUUUAAUAGAUUAUGCGAAUUUAUAUGCUAUUAAUGAUAAUAAAUUCAAUGGCUCCUAAAUUAAAUAUUUAUUAUCAAAACGUUCGCGGCCUUAGAACGAAAAGUGAUACAUUCUAUCGUCAAAUGUCACUCAACUCCUAUGAUGUUAUUGUUCUUACAGAGACGUGGUUAUUGGAUGGAAUCUUAAAUUCUGAAUUCUUUGACGAACGAUACAUUGUGUGGCGCCGGGAUCGGGACUAUGUUACUACCGGGCAGUCCCGUGGAGGGGGUGUACUUAUCGCCACACGCAGAGAGCUUUCGGUUGUGUGCCAACCUACGUUCUAUUCUACGGCAGAGGAUCUAUGGUUGAGCAUACGUCUGAGGGAAUCGAAUACGCGAAAAUACACGAAUCUACAUAUUUGCGUUGUCUAUUUGUGUCAACAAAACUUGGGCCUUUCUUUUUCAUUACAACUUUUAAACUACCUUACAAAAUUAAAUCAAAUAGUCAUGAGUGGCCCCUCGGAUGCUUUUCUUGUUGUUGGUGACUUCAACAUGAGUAGUAUUAAGUGGGUGUUGUCCGAGAAUCUAUCUUUCAUUCCUAUCGACCCAGUGGGUCAAGACGAAGUUAUGCUUAUUGAUGAAUUACAUACCCUCGACCUUGGUCAAUACAACGGUGUUCAUAAUCGAUAUGACAAAAUUCUAGAUUUGGUACUUUCUAACCGAUUAGUUGACGUGACCGAAUGCCCAAGUCCGUUGGUUCCCAUUGAUGCUUACCACCCAGCACUUUUAAUUGGUAUAAAUUUCAUUGCCCCUCUAUUGGAAUGCGCGACUCGGACACAGUUCUUAUUCGACAAGGGUGACUAUGAAUCUAUCAACAAAGAGAUUAGUACAACCAGCUGGGAAUCUGAGUUUGCAACACGAUCAAUUGAUGAUUCAGUAACUUUUUUCAACCAAAACAUCAUUAAUUUACAUUUAAAACAUAUCCCACAGAAAUUACAACGUAAAAAUGCAUAUCCAACUUGGUACAACUCAUCAUUGAUUAAUACAAUUAAAGAAAAAUAUAAGUAUUUAAAAAAAUUUAAGACUUACGGUAACGUAGCUGACGAGUUAACAUUUAAGCUUCUUCGUCAAAGGGUGAAGGAGUUGGAAUCUGAGUGUUAUAAGAACUACCUCAACUUAACCGAAAACUCAAUCAAAGUAAACCCGAAACACUUUUGGACCUUCGUUAAAAAACGACACAACUCACAUGCAAUUCCUAGUACCCUAAAUUUCAACAAUGAAAUGUUGCGAACCGGAAACUCAAUAUGUGAGGCUUUCUCGAAAUACUUCCUUUCUACUUUUCUCGAUGCCAGUCCAACUUCUUAUAGUGGGCCUUUCACUCCCUCAGCUGAACUUCCGGCUCGGUCCGAUAUUUGCAGUGUCGAGGUAAGCGAGGAUGAGGUUUCCAGGUUACUUCGUAAACUGGAUACAUCUAAAGCAGCGGGCCCUGAUAACAUUUCAUCCAAAUUUCUUGUACGGUGUGUAACGUCAAUUACCCGGCCCAUUACUAUUUUAUUUAAGAAGUCUCUAGAUUGUUGCAUUGUGCCCAAACUUUGGAAAUCGGCAUUUAUAACACCAAUUCAUAAAAAAGGAGUAAAAACUGAAAUAAUUAAUUACAGACCAAUUUCUAAACUAUGUAUUAUAGCAAAAAUCUUUGAAAGAAUUAUCUACAAUCAGGUAUAUAGUGCACUCAAUAACUCUUUUAGUUCUUUCCAACACGGUUUUUUGAAAGGAAGGUCCACCGUCACUAACUUAAUUCUUCUUAAUGAUUUCAUUACUGAUGCUAUGGACAGGGGUGGGCAGGUCGAUGUCGUUUAUACAGACUACAGUAAAGCUUUUGAUCGAAUUCAACAUGAAAUAUUAUUAUCUAAGAUGGAUAGUGUGGGAAUACGUGGUGAUCUACUCAGAUGGUUUUCCUCGUAUCUGAGAAACCGGUCUCAAGCAGUAGUAUUAAGUAAUUAUAUGUCUGGUUGGGUACCUGUCCCCAGUGGAGUUCCGCAGGGUUCUUUGCUCGGCCCAUUACUCUUUAUCAUCUAUAUAAACGACAUUGAUUCAUGUCUGAUCUCAUCAAAGUUACUGUGUUUUGCCGAUGAUAUGAAAAUCUUUUCAAAAAUAUCAUCACAGACCGAUGUGGCUGCGUUACAGGUUGACCUGUGUCGACUGGAAGCUUACUGUCGCGAGCGUAGGCUGGAUCUAAAUCCCUCAAAAUGUUCGGUGGUGACAUAUUCCCGAAAGCGCACUAAUAUAGUUGCAUCAUAUACCUUGGGAGAUCAAACACUUCCUAGAUCAGAUAUCAUCCGAGAUCUGGGGGUUCAUCAUGACACUAAGCUCACUUUUGAGGGUCAUGUUA
Spodoptera litura is the source of this 3795-nucleotide messenger RNA. RefSeq lists its product as uncharacterized. The record is from RefSeq and is a predicted model, not a curated record. NCBI's taxonomy places the organism in Eukaryota, Metazoa, Arthropoda, Insecta, Lepidoptera, Noctuidae.